AUAACCACAAAACUUCCUCUACUUCUCAGUAAAGCAUAAUUAUUACUUUAAAAGGAGCUUCAUCUUGCUAGUGUAGUUUCUCAUCACUUGUGAUCAAGAUCUCUAGCAAGUACAGAGAGGACUGUUCUCUGGAUAAAAUGAGAAUACAGGUCAUCUUUGGAAUCCUGCUGAUUUUCACACAAGCUGCCAUGGGUUUGCUGUUUCAGGAUCCUGUUGUCUGUAGAUUUAGUGAGAGUAGUCGGUGUUAUGUAGCUCUGGGAGAACGACUGCACCUGCAAAUGCCCCUGGAGGAUGUGCUUGAACUACAGAUCACAGACAAGACAUCUACCUCUCAUUUAAUUUUAAAAUAUAGAAAAACCCAAAGUAACCCACCAAAACCAAAUGACCCAAGAUGGCAGUUUGUUAAAGAUGAUAAAACUAUGAUACUAACCAGUGCAGAGAGGAGCGACUCUGGAACAUACACUUUAGACACCUUUGAUGCAAACGGAAAUAAUAAAGGCAUUUAUACUCUCCAGCUGAACAUUGAAGCUGAGGUGUCCUCAGUGAAAAUGUGGUACAGCUGCUUGUCCCCUGGAGUCAUGAAAGUGUACUGUUCUGCUGAUGGAGACAACCUCCGCUUCAACUGGAGUUCUGAUUUAAACACAUUCCCUCAACUGCAGAAUGGGAGCAGCACUGUCGUACUGAAUAAAGAUCAUCAUGGAAAUGUCACCUGCAAUGUAGAAAAUCACGUCAGCCGUGACCACAAUACCACUGAACUCCACCCAUGUCCUGAACCUACUACUGAAGUAAUCAGCUCCACAACUUCUAAUGAUGGUAAGUCUCACAGUUCCUUAAUUUUCUUAUGUUCUUAUGUCUGCAUGUACUACGUUUUUCCCUGAGACUGGCGAUUAUGUACUUACCAAAAGCCAUGAAAAAUGGCAGUGCUUCUAAAACCUACAAAAAUACACUACAAAGUGAAAUUCAUAGCUCUUUCAGUAAUUUUAGCAUGGGUAAAUGUAUGACAUGAUCAGAAAAAGUUGGAUUUAAUCAUAAAA
Molecule: messenger RNA, 1034 nt
Organism: Ictalurus punctatus (channel catfish)
Lineage: Eukaryota; Metazoa; Chordata; Actinopteri; Siluriformes; Ictaluridae
Exons: 4
Coding region: 138-878 (246 amino acids)
Source: RefSeq, a predicted model, not a curated record